UUUUCCUCAUUUUACCUGUGAUGAAAGUGGGGCUUAGAGAGACUGAGUGAGUUGCCCAAAGUUGCCCAGUGUUGCUGAACCCAAAGGACCCUGAUGUGUGUCUUCCAAAUUGGCCAAUUCCAUGAACCUCGUGUCUCACAUCCUGUCACUCUUCUGAAAAUUUACCCAUUAGCAGCAGAGCACGAGAAAGGCCCAGGAGCUAAGCAGACCAAACAAAGCCUCCUCCUUGGGAGAUGGGGAGGGGGUGAGGCUCUAGCGAGUUCUGUCUUCACACUGGCUCUUUCAGACAUCCCAUCCUCGAAGCAAUCCAGGAACAUGGCUGAGGAGCUGAGCAAAGCUGCGGAGAUCAUGGGCAAAGGCAAGAAUGGGGUCGGCUUUGGCAAAGUGGACAUCACCAUCAAGAAAGAACUUCAGAAGGAGUUUGACAUUAAGACAACCCCAGAUUUGAAGCUGUUUUUUGAGGGCAACAGAUCGGAGCCCAUCAGCUGCAAAGGAAUGGAUGAAUCUACUGCUUUGGUCAUUUGGUUGAGGAGACAAAUUAGCCAGAAAGCAUUUUUGUUCACUGAUACCCAGCAGGUAGUCAAGUUUGUGAAAUCCAGGCCCUUCAGCACUGGUUUCUUCCAGGAUUUAGAAGAAGAAGUAGCAGAGUUGUUCUACGAUGUGAUCAAAGACUUCCCAGAGCUAACAUUUGGAGUGACAUCAAUUAGCAAUGCCAUUGGGCGUUUCCACAUCACCCUAGACAGUGUUCUGCUGUUUAAAAAGGGAAAAAUUGUGAAAUGCCAGGAGCUUAUUUAUGACACUACUAACAAACAAGUCCUCAGUCAAGUCACAAAACAGCACCUCACAAAUUUUGUUGUUGAAUACAACACUGAGAAUAAGGAUCUGAUUUAUUAUUUGAAUAUCCUGAAUCACAUGCUGCUCUUCAUCUCCAAGUCAUUUGGUACGAUAAUGCAGCUGAAAGAAUUCCAAAACAAGAUCCUUUUCAUCCUUGUGGAUGCAGAUGAACCCACAAACAGACAUGUCUUCAAACACUUCCGGAUCACAGAGGUCAGUAUCCCAUCUGUCCAGAUCUUAAACUUAAGCUCUGAAGUGAGGUACAAAAUGCCUUCCAAGGAGAUAAACUACAAAAACUUCAAGAAAUUCAGCUGCAGCUUCCUGAAUAAAAGUGCCAAGAACCAUCAAUCCAGUGAAGAGAUUCCAAAAUACUGGGACCAGGGGACGGUUAAGCAGCUUGUUGGGAAGAACUUCAAUGUCAUCACCAAGGAAAGGGACGUAUUUGUGAUGUUCUAUGCACCCUGGUCUGAAAAGUGCAGGGCGCUGUUCCCAGUGUUGGAGGAGUUGGGCAGAAAAUAUCAAAACCACCCCACAGUCACCAUCGCCAAGAUCGACAUCACGGCAAAUGAUAUUCAGCUGAUGAACCUGGACUGGUACCCCUUCUUCAGGCUCUUCCCCACCGACUCUCAACAAGCUGUACCGUAUAAGGGAGAACACACCAUGAAGGGCUUUUCAGACUUCCUGGAAAGUCAAAGGAAGACCAGGAUUGAGGAUGAAGAUGAGCUAUUGUCUAUUGAACAAAGUGAAGUGAUAGAAGAGGAGGUAUUAGCUGAGGAAGAAGUGGUACCUUUUAUGCAGAAAGAGUUACCUGAGCAGAAGCUGCCUGAGCUGGAGAAUGGGAUCAAGCCGGAAGAGCCAGCUGAACAGAAGGAAACAGCUCAGAAGGAGGAAAGGGUGGCUAAGCCAAAAGGACCUCCAAGACAAGAGAAGAAACCAAGAGUCAAGGAAGAACUGUAGCUUUUCCAAAGCCAGGAGGGAAAGUGCCCAUUUUCCAGGUCCUGGUAUCAUUUUCUAAGUGGAGCUACUCCAAUAAAAUUAUAUAUCAUUGUGGUGGGUGGGUGGGGGCUGGAUAAUAAUAGCCCCUGAGUGUCGUCAGCCCUGUUUUAUUCAUUCCCACUUUUUCCUGGUUGGUGCUGCAUUAGAAGAGCUGUUUGGCCUGGAAUUCAGACACAACUACAAGGGAAGCCAUAAUAGCCACAUUUGAUGAGUAUUUACAAUAGGCUGGGCAUUCAUCUAGUUCUCACAACAUCACUGGGAGCUAGGUUUCAUUAUCCCCAUUUUACAGAUGAGGAAAGUGAGGCAAAGAGAGGUUAAGCAACCAGUCAGGAUCACACAGCUAGAAAGCCCUUGAGAGAUAAUCCUAGGCAAUCUCACUUCAGAGACUGCAUUUAACCACUAUGCACACCACCUCCACCAUG
Equus quagga is the source of this 2252-nucleotide messenger RNA. RefSeq names its product protein disulfide-isomerase-like protein of the testis. Gene Ontology annotation, biological process: protein folding. The record is from RefSeq and is a predicted model, not a curated record. Lineage: Eukaryota; Metazoa; Chordata; Mammalia; Perissodactyla; Equidae. Gene Ontology annotation, cellular component: endoplasmic reticulum.